UGAAACGGUACACACUGAGCGUUUUCAGUCCCGGCGAGUGGACGAGAACUAUCCGAUACUUUGGACAUGUGAAGUGAACUAUAUAAAUUGUGGACAUUAAAUAUGAACGCUUGGUCCGGACGCAGCGAGGACGCCAUGGGGCCCACUGUCACCCGUGCUGCGAGUGCUAAACCCGAAUCGCCUCCUCCACUCAAAAAUGGAACUGAACUACGAGAAUCAGGGUAUUUGAUAGCUGUCGGCUCCAGAACUGCCAGGUUCCGAAGAAGAUAUAAAAGCCGUUUAGGGGUCUUGGUACUACUACUUUUACUCCUACUUCUGUUGUGUUUAGCAAUAACAAUGACUGUAUUAUAUAUAAAACAAAAAAGGCAUAAACCUGUAAAGUUAUGUGACAGUAAGGAAUGCCUCCGAUCAGCAGCUAACCUGGCGAUAUCCAUGGACAAAACCGUCGACCCUUGUGAAGAUUUUCAUCAGUAUUCCUGUGGUAACUGGGUGGAAGAUCACCCGCGACCCGACGCGUACACGUCAUACGACUGGUUUCGAGACAAACAGACUAAAGUAUACUCUAUGGUGAGAGAUUUCUUGAACAAAAACAUCAGUAACCUGCCUCGACCUGUGAGACAGGCGAAGGAUAUGUACGCAGCGUGCAUGGAUGUUGAAAAAAUAGAACACGUUGGUCUAAAACCAGUAUUCUCAAUACUAGAAUCCCUCGGCCUCCCAUCACAUCCAAAAAUUUUGAAUGUGACCGGAACCGAUCUCGUGAACUACACGUACGACUGGCUCGAAACUGUGAUCAAUGUGAAGGUUCAGAUGGGCAUGGACGUGCUUAUCGGCUUCGAUAUAUUCACUGAUCCGAAGAACUCUUCGGAAUUCCGACUGGUGAUGGGAUCGCCGGAGACAACCAAUCCUUUUCCCAGCAUGUUCGAAAGAAGACGUCAUAAAGACAUGAAGUAUCCUUUCAAAAGAUCGAAAAGAAAAGACUUUACUGACUUUCUGCUGGAUAAUGAAGACGAGAAACUUGCACAGUUGCAUAAACUGUAUCACGCUGAGCUAAUGAAAAUAAUUUUCGACAAAGAAAACGAUAACAAUACAGUUUUGAGUGACUAUGAAAUGUUAACCAGAUUCAGUCGUGCUGCUGAGGUAUAUUAUUAUAUAAAUCAAGACUUGUACGAGCUAGAAUCAUCAAAUUCGACAGAAGACGAUGAUGAUGACAACAUCAACAUACCAGAGUACACCGUUGAUGAGAUCCAGACGUUCACCGAUGCCUUCGUCUUGAGCUUCAACGCCACACCCAGCCCCAUUUGGAAACGAUAUCUCGAAGGCAUCUUCAAGAUAAGCGAUGUUACGUUGGAUUUCAAAAAUGAUAAAGUAUUGGUGUCACAACCCGAUAUGAUCUACAUGGGACAAAUGGCUACUUACGUUGCGAAUAUACCGGAUUACGAGCUAGAGUUAUAUACAUGGAUGAAAGUGGUAGAGGUGAUGGCAGUCCACACAAUAACUGAGAUCAGGAGUCUGUUCUACCGAACGUACUACGAGACCCGGCCGCUGGAGUCGAGCAUCCCGCCCCGCAGCCUCCACUGCGCCAGCGCAGUUAACGACAUGCUCGGCAUGGCCAUCGCGUACGGCAUCGUCGAUCCUCAUUUUUUAAGUGUUACAAAGCCUAAGGUAGAAGAAAUGAUCGACGAGCUAAAAAAUGCCCUCGCACACCUCGUCGGACAAGUAAACUGGAUGGAUGACAACACUAAACUAGCAACAUAUCUAAAAAUAAUCCAGAUGAAGACUCUAAUAGGCUUCCCUGAAUGGCUUUUUGAGAAAGGAGAGUUGGAGAAAUACUACGACGGAAUAGAAGUGGAUAGGAAGAAACAUUUAGCGAAUAUGAUAAAUAUAAUUCAAGUGAAAGUGAAGAAAGGACUGAACCAGCUUCAUCAGACGAAUAAUUUUGGUUGGUCGACGGAUCCUACCGAAGUAAACGCUUAUCACACAUUCCAAGAAAAUACAAUAACCGUACCUUUGGUUAUGUUACAGCAUCCAUUUUUUGAUUUGGGGUUAGACUCUCUUAACUACGGCUCUUUGGGGACCGUCCUCGGCCACGAAAUCACGCAUGGCUUUGAUAACUUUGGUCGCAGGUUCGACAAGGACGGCAACAUGGUGCCCUGGUGGACCAACGACACGAUAGACUCCUUCGUGAACAUGACCAAAUGUUUCAUAAAGCAAUACUCUACGUACUUUCUACCGGAGGUUAAUGAACAUGUGGAUGGCAAGAAAACCCUGGGAGAGAACAUAGCUGACAACGGCGGACUGCGAGAGGCGCUGGCAGCGUUGAGACAUCAUCUGAGAAGGCAUGGACCUGAGCCCAAGCUGCCAGGCUUUGAACACAUGACUGCUGAGCAGAUGUUCUUCUUGUCUUAUGGGAAUCUAUGGUGUGGGAUAUCAACAAAGAGCUCCAUACAAGCGGAUCUGGAGGACGAGCAUUCGCCGCUGCAUUUCCGAGCACGCGGCUCUCUACAGAACAGCGAAGACUUUGCCAGAGCCUUCCGCUGUCGACCAGGGUCUCCGAUGAACCCACAACAACGAUGCGUGAUAUUCUAAUGUCAAUUUUUGUGUCUAAUGUAGUAAUAACAUAAUGAUAUUAAUAAUAAUUUUUAUUUCAAGUACCAAGACUUAUAAUGUUUUUAGUUUUAGGUUUACACUAAUUUGUUUACCAAUUAUGACUUAUCCUAUUUAAAAUUUUUAUUUCGGCUUAUUUUCAAGCAGAAAAUAAAAUAUUUACUAACGAUAUUAAACGCAGUAUUAACCCAAAUAGUUAUGGAUUUACAAUUGUUAGUAUAGAAUAAUGUGUAAAUAUAUAUUUAGAUGACUAAGUUUAAAUUAGAUAUAAAUAGUGUAUGAAAGUACCUAGAUUCGUACUACAUCGAAAACUAUGUGAAGAAAGGUUUCUUGAGGUUCUUGAGCUGAAGGUUCAGCCUUAAGGAAAUUUGAAACACAUAUAUAACAAUAUACAACGAAUGAAGUCAAUAAAAUAAGUACAGCAAUUUCAUUCGGAGACUUUAUUAGGUUUUCUAUUAUGAAUAUUUACCACGUCUUAGCACAAAUAUUGUAAACAUUGAAAAUAUUUUUAUACAUUGCAUCUAGUAACGUAAGAUUAAGCGUAUUAUUUAUAGAAAAUAUAAAUAUUGGUGUAAAAAUAUGUUUCCUUUUUUUUUAAAGAGUUAAAGAUUUAUAGACAUGAUUUUGAUUUUCUCAAAUAGAUUAAUGGUUUAGUGUAAGCAAAAUAAAUGUUCAAUAACCUGUGGGCCUUCUGUAAUUUUAUAUAUACAGUAACAAUUGUCAUAGAUUAUACCGUGUGUUUUAUAAAGAGUUCACUAAAUAAACGUGUUUCAGUGGCUUUUGUUUUUUAUUUUCAUGUUAUUUUUAUAGUUUUGUACAUCAAAAAGUCAACAUCUAAAUUGAAGUUAAAUUAUUAAUAUGUGAUUUAUUCGUAAACAAUAACUAUGAACUGCCAACACAAUAUUUAUACGUGUAUUAAAUUGUAUAAUAAAGUAGUCCAAAUGU
Manduca sexta (tobacco hornworm) is the source of this 3549-nucleotide messenger RNA. RefSeq names its product endothelin-converting enzyme 2. NCBI's taxonomy places the organism in Eukaryota, Metazoa, Arthropoda, Insecta, Lepidoptera, Sphingidae. Gene Ontology annotation, molecular function: metalloendopeptidase activity. The coding region runs from base 103 to 2586 and encodes 827 amino acids. Gene Ontology annotation, biological process: protein processing. The transcript has 15 exons. The record is from RefSeq and is a predicted model, not a curated record. Gene Ontology annotation, cellular component: plasma membrane.